This is a messenger RNA of Echinococcus granulosus, 1011 nucleotides long. RefSeq lists its product as hypothetical. The transcript has 2 exons. Gene Ontology annotation, cellular component: nucleoplasm; cytosol. The record is from RefSeq and is a predicted model, not a curated record. Gene Ontology annotation, biological process: proteasome-mediated ubiquitin-dependent protein catabolic process. Bases 1 to 1011 code for a protein of 336 amino acids. NCBI's taxonomy places the organism in Eukaryota, Metazoa, Platyhelminthes, Cestoda, Cyclophyllidea, Taeniidae. Gene Ontology annotation, molecular function: proteasome binding; ubiquitin binding; polyubiquitin modification-dependent protein binding.
AUGGGUCGCGAUCCAUCACCAAAUUUCCUCCCUCCACCCCAUCCAGCUCACCCCAAUAUGCGGUAUGAAGUCUCUCGCCCCAUUUUCCAGGAGCAGGAAUCGGAUUUCUUUCCCCCUGAUUCACCCGCCUCGGCUACUUCUUUUGAAAACCUCAGUUGCAUGAAAAUAACCGUUUUAUACAAGGACCGGCGGUUGCUCAAUAUCUCCAUGCACAAUGACAUGAGUGUGAGACGUUUGCGAGAUAUCAUCGAGGAGACUCACCACAUUCCACCUGAAAAGCAGACAUUAACCUACAAUGGACACAUUCUUGAGGACGGGAAGUUACUCGAACAACAUUAUGGCAUUAACGAUAAAUCAAAGGUAAACCUUUCCCUCCCGCUGGACUUUGAGCCCAACUUCAAAAUCUACAUCAAAGUGCCUGGUGGAUUAACGAUCAAGCGACACGUGAAUAGGAACGACUUCGUCUCCGAGUUGAAGUCGUUCAUAGAAGAUGCUACAAAGAUUCCUGUCACCUUGCAAGCACUUAGCUACGGCUCCUGGCUGAUGGAAGAUAAUGUUCGGUUGGGUGAUUACAACAUUCGACGGGGCUCAGUGGUGCAUGUACUACGAAGGCCCAAUCCCGUUCCAAACUACGAGAUGGGUAUUCAAGUACCACAGUACCGACUUCUUAGCAGGGAUGAGGGCGACUCCAAGGAGGACAGUGGAGUUAGCGAUUUGCGGGUCAUGAGACCAUCACCAAUAAAACGUCUAUCAGCUAAUAAAAUUCCCGAACCUGUGGCAAAUCUUAACGAAACUGUAACCGAGGUGAAAGAGGAGGGGGAGGAGGAGAAAGAGAUAGAGAAAAUUGAACCGACACUAAAGCCUAUCACCCCACCCCCCCUACCAAAAGUGGAAAACGGCGAGAGCCUUCGUCUUAAUCUUCCUGAAACAGAGGCCUACCGCACUUUCCGCCAGGCUCUGAGUGACCGCAUGGUGGCCCAAAGGGGGGAGAAUGAAGCCGGUAGCAGCUGA